CUAAAUUAUCUUUACGCUUAUGUUUAUAAAUCAAAGUCCCUAUAGGAAUAUCCCUCAUCAGAACAUACCAACAACUACGAUAUACGUUGAUCCUAACAAAUACUAAUAGCCGAUUAUUCAAUAACCAAUUAGAUAUCAAUAAUCUCCAAGCACUGAUUAUGGUUAUAGAGAUUCUCAACUUUAACAUCAAUUCUAAGACUUAGCUAAAAAAUAUGUAAGUAUCUAUAUGUGAUUUAUCAUUUAGUAAGAUUUAUAGAAUGAAAAUAAUCAAUUAUUGAGAUAACUCUCAGAUAGGCCGUAAAUUGGUUAGACAGAACUUUUGAAUUAAAAACUGGUAUUUCUAUAUUGAUAUAUACAAAAGUAAUACUUUGCUAUUGAAAAUGAAAAACUUAGAUAGCAGUUAACAUAUACUUAUGAAUUGUAAGAGAAGUUAACACUUGUUACUAAUUAAUUAGAGAAAGUAAAUGAAGCUUUAAUGUUAUCAAAUUAAGAGAACUAACAAUUAUAUCAAUAAAUCGCUGAAUAUAAAAAUUAAUAAACUUAUGUCUAUCAAUUAAACUCAACUAUUCAAACAUAAGAAAUUUAAUUAUAAUAGAAGUAAGAGUAAUUAAGAAACUUACAAUAAGAAAUAGAUUAUUAUCACUAAUUAUUUUAAUAGAAAGCCCAAGAGAUAUAAUAAGCACAAUUAGAAAUUAAUAGAGUGAUUGGAUAAAACCAAGUCUUAUAAUAAGAAUUAGAAGUUCAGAAAAGAAACAGUUUGAAAUUUAAAUAAGAAAUUGUUUCAUUAUAAGUUGAAUAAAACAAUUUUCUUUAAUUAAGACAUGAGAAUAUGUAAUUGAAUGAAAAAAAUUAAGAAUUGUUAAGGAAUUUUGAACAUUAGAAGGCUUUAAAUCAAAAUCUUAUUAUGGAAUUAAAUAAAUAAUAAUAAAUGGACUCAUAUAUAGAUUAAUUAAUAGAAUAAUUAAAUGAAUAAAGAUGUAAAUUAGAAUUUGCAAGUAGUAAGAUAUAAGAUUAAACAAAUAAAAUGAAUGAAUUAGAAUUUCUUGCAAAUGAGAAAGCAUAAUUAGAAGUUUAAUUUAAUCAUUUAAAAUAAAACUAUAACAUAAUGGAAAAUGAUUACAAUAAAUUAAAUGAAUUAUUAAAAUAGAAAUAAAUUGAAUUAGAAGUUAAUAAGAAUACAAAUAUGUAAUACAGUUAGAGACUUUAAUAAAAUUAAAUUAAUAAUGUAUUAAUUAAUGAAUUGAAAUUAGAAAUAGAAUAAUGGAAAUCUAAAUAAAGUAGAAUGGAAUAGGUAUUUAAUGAUAGCAAAAAGGAAGAUCAAUUUAAGUAUAAAUGUUUAUAAGAACAAAAUGUUUAAUUAAAUUAAAUAAUAGCUGAAUUAUCGGAGAAACUAUAAUAAAAAGAAAAUGAAUUUCAGUAAUAAAAUAGAAUGAUGUAGGAUACUUAGAAAAGAUUGAGGGAAAAGGAAUAAAUAAUGAAUUAUCAAUAGAGUAAACCAAAUGUAGAUUUAGAAGAAGUGUAAGCUUUGAAGAAUCGUAUAAAGCUUUUAGAAUUGAAUGAUGAAAAGAAUAGUAGUCUUUAAAAAGAAAUAUAAAGAUUAAAUGCAUAAACCGCAUCUUUAAGAUAGGAAUUAGCUACUUAUAAAAAUAAACAUCAUGAUUAUUAAUUCAUAGAUGAACAAUAUCAAAAAUCAAAUAAAUAGAUACAGGAAUUAAAAAGUCAUAUUGUAACAUUAUAAAAAUGA
This is a messenger RNA of Paramecium sonneborni, 1744 nucleotides long. Lineage: Eukaryota; Ciliophora; Oligohymenophorea; Peniculida; Parameciidae. The record is from the annotation of a GenBank genome assembly.